Molecule: messenger RNA, 992 nt
Organism: Sinocyclocheilus grahami
Lineage: Eukaryota; Metazoa; Chordata; Actinopteri; Cypriniformes; Cyprinidae
Product: protein KIAA0100-like
Exons: 10
Coding region: 93-992 (299 amino acids)
Source: RefSeq, a predicted model, not a curated record
GUCUGAUUACAAAACCUUUCAGGUGGUCUGAAGUCAGGUUUCUUCCAGGUGCCAUGAUUGUAGGCUAAAUGUGAAGGAACAUUUGCAGGACAAUGUCUGCUCUGCUGAUUGCCAUCUCAGCAUUUCUCAUCUCGGCAGUUGUAUUCAUUUUGCUCUUUAGAUGGUUUGCUUGCAGUUUGGCUGUCCGUUUUUUCCACAAUGUCCUGAAUGCUGAGCUCAGGAUCAGAUCUGUGGGUCUGUUCUCAGUGCGAGGAAUCAGUGUUCAGUUUCAGCCUCAGCACACUCUGGAAAUUGACAGGGUAUGGAUUUCUUGCAAAAUAGUUAACCCGGACCUGCCGAGGUUCUUGGCGUUGUGUGUGGGUGAGGCCCGGGUCCGCUUUGACCUGCAGGAGCCAUUUAAGCCCCGGGCUCCUAAAAGCAAAGAGGAGAAUUCAAAAAGACCUCCUCUCAGUCCCUCUACCCUGCACCCUCUCUCUCAGCUGCUGUCGUUCCACAUUGACUCUAUAAAUGUGAUGGUGUUGAAUCUGGCCCUGCCUGAGUCCCUCUGGCACAUGACGUCCUCUGCCAUCACCUUGCUGCUGGAUCGUCAAAGUAAAAGGUUGGCCUGGGAUUUCUCUGUGGGACAACUUAGCAGUAAAGUUCUGAAGAGCAGCAGACUACAGGACACAUGUCUGGCUGAGGUAUCGCUGAGUCUGGCCCUAAAUGGAGACGUGAGUCUGCCUGGUCUCAGGCCGGGUCAUCUGGGACUGUGUGUCAGAACUCUGCUGGCUGAGCUUCACGAAGGCCUGUUUCUCAGCCAGUUACCCAAACCUCCAGGAGCUGCUCCCACUGACUGCACCAGUCAUAUUGCAGGUUUGACAAAGAAACUUGAUUUAUCAAUCAAUGUCAUCUUUGCUGCAGGAAUCCGCGUCAGUGGUAAAGAGGAGAUCCCUGUCAUGUCAUCAGGGCUUCCUGUCUCUCCCGGCUCAGCUUGUUCAUCACAGUCUAUUUAG